AUGAGUGCGGCUAAAAUGGUCGCAGACUCCACUCAGUCCGAGCUGGCAGACGCGCUAGACGGCAAGAAGAGAAAAAAGAAAAUGAAAAAAACAGGCAAAAGAGUUGCCCUUCCAGAGGACGAAGAUUCUGACCUGGACCUGAAGAAAGACCUGAAACCGAUCAGUGCCUACGUCAAGGACAGACCGGGGAUGAUCGAGGAGAUGUUCCGAGCGGUACGAGGGGCCAGCCUACAGAGAGCCUUGCCGGAUCUACUCAAG
Messenger RNA from Candidula unifasciata, 258 nucleotides. The record is from the annotation of a GenBank genome assembly. NCBI's taxonomy places the organism in Eukaryota, Metazoa, Mollusca, Gastropoda, Stylommatophora, Geomitridae.